This is a messenger RNA of Dissoconium aciculare CBS 342.82, 428 nucleotides long. RefSeq lists its product as uncharacterized. Lineage: Eukaryota; Fungi; Ascomycota; Dothideomycetes; Mycosphaerellales; Dissoconiaceae. Bases 118 to 375 code for a protein of 85 amino acids. The transcript has a single exon. The record is from RefSeq and is a predicted model, not a curated record.
AAGAAAUCAGCACCAGCACAAGCAGAGAACCAGCAAAACAGCGCACUGUUCCAUGUUUGAAGAGAAUUCCGCCAUGGUGCACAUUGAUGGACAAGAGCCGCCGUUGUAAGGAUCUCCAUGUGUCUCAAAUGCUCAUUUAACCCAAAUACAACCGUUCCUCUUCGUCACACACUGUAUGAGCAGAUGCACAAAUCCUCAGCUGAAACACAAACUCGCACACACCUCUGGAUCUCGUUUUGCCUCUCGCCGUUUCAUGGUGAGAGAGAGAGAAACCCAUGUCUCACCUUUCUGCUCAUCAUCUAUCCAUUCCCAGCCGUCCUGGUUUCUGUGCUUGAUCACGAAACAUGCUGCCAUGAACACACACGUGGGCAAUGAUGCAUAUGAACAUUGAUUCAUGGUUUUUUUUCACAGUAUCGAUAUCCACCAUG